Messenger RNA from Aspergillus mulundensis, 2742 nucleotides. RefSeq lists its product as uncharacterized. The record is from RefSeq and is a predicted model, not a curated record. Gene Ontology annotation, biological process: nucleoside metabolic process. The transcript is spliced from 3 exons. The coding region runs from base 1 to 2742 and encodes 913 amino acids. NCBI's taxonomy places the organism in Eukaryota, Fungi, Ascomycota, Eurotiomycetes, Eurotiales, Aspergillaceae. Gene Ontology annotation, molecular function: catalytic activity.
AUGACAGAGACAGAAGAAGUGGAUCGACAGAGCCUAGCGCAAGUAGGGCUCGAGACCAUGACGCUGUUCGCGAAGGCGAAAGGCAAGGCUACCUCCGUUGCAUCGCGGGGCUCAUUGCCAGUCGCUCGAAUUGCUGCUGAAGCCGACCGCUUCGAACUCUGGGCCGUAAACCUAGGCCUGUUCGUCUCCGGCCACGGGUCCCUGGAUUACCGAGUCAGGGAGGCAGAGAGUAUAAGUCGUACACUGCUCAGGUUUUUGAUGAGCCUCAAUGAGUCAUUAGCUGAAGUGCUUGAGUAUGGAUCUGAUACCGACGCCGCGAUCGAUACAGAACGGGAAAGUCCGGCCGGCAUCGCCAAUGUCGAAGUCCUGCAUGAGGAAACCGAUUCCGAUACUGACUUGCUCUUGGACGGCAUCAAAGACCCGAUUGACCGGCUGUAUAAGCUCGCGACUUGGAUACGUACGCCGUCAUCGAGAUUUGGUUCUGCGAAAGCACUUUGUUAUGAGAAAGCUGAUCCCGAGACCGGUGUCAAUCUCCUUGAAACCUUCGAGCAUUUUGACUACGACUAUGUCAGCUCGCUCUUUCUCGAAUACCAGAAGGUGCGCGCAAAAGGCGAGGUUUCGCCAUCGGAACCGGAGGGUAUAGAAGAAGGAAACGAGGGCGACAAUUUGUGGGAGCCGAUUCGGACGGUACUGAGAGAGCAUGCAGCUCAAAUCGAGAACAAGGCCGAGUCGUUCCUGGUAAGCCGUAUAGCUCGCGCUAAUGUUCGUCGACGACAACAGUUUGCCUACUGGAAACGGCACCAAGAGAAGCUACACCAACACUCUCAGGCCACGACAGAGGCAUUUGUGUCUCAUCCCGAGGAGAGAGAAACUCGAGUUGGUGACGAAGCAGGUGUCAAUCCCGAAGGUCACAUCUUGGAGCCCCGGCCCUGGGUCGCUCCUGCCCCAACCAUCACGACCGCCACCAACCUCAACAUCCAGAACCUGACGAUUCACGAAAACCGCACUGAGGUCACCGUCUCAGAAUAUGCUCCCUCAGUUUGGAAGCCAGGAAAAGAAAUCGUUGACUUCCCUUCUGCGCCAAACUUGUCACCAAGUGAAAAGUUCUUCGAGUGUCCUUAUUGCUUUAUCAUGUGCCCGAGGGCGCUUUCACAACCGAAAGCAUGGAGAGCGCAUCUCCUCCAUGAUCUACGCCCUUAUAUAUGCACUUACAAGGAUUGCAGGCAGGGCGAUCAACUGUACGAUCGGCGCCAGGACUGGGUCCAGCACGAGGUCUCAUUCCAUCAAGGAGUAUUUCGAUGUCCAGAGCAUCCCGACCUCACCUAUAACACGACCGAGGAGUUUCGGGGCCACUUAAGACACGCACAUCGCGAAUUUAGCAACAGUGUAUCAGGCACGGUUACGAAUCUUGCUAUUGUAUCGCCUCCCAUUAUUCCCGACAGACCCUGUCCAGUCUGUUCCUUAUCGCUCCUCACGGCCACCGAAUUACAAAAUCAUAUUGCUUUACAUCUGGAGCGGAUGGCCCUGUUCUCACUCCCACGGUCUGUUCGCACAGAGGACGACGAUGGCGAGGGCGACUCACAAAAAGCUAAUAUCGUACUCGAUGACUCUAGAGACGGUGACUUUGACGAACAUGAUGAUAAUGUGGCCAGAGCUGAGUCACCAGUUCACUCGCUGUCCGGAGCGGACUCAGGGCUAGACGCGGGCGAGCCAAUACCACUGCCGGAAGAGAUGAAAUGCUUGGAAUCCCGUUCAGAUGCUGGGACUGAGUCUGCCUUUAGGGUUGGUAUUAUAUGUACAGAUGCUGACGUGCUCAACGCACUGGUUUCAUUAACUUCGAUUUUCCAACCUGCUGCAUUUGAUGAGUCCGACGUCGUAUUUCACAGAUUACGGUUUGGCGAACAUCCUGUGGCUAUCCUCUGUUUAUCACCUGCCCAACUAGCAGAGGGCGCUGGCGUCGAGCUCAUGGUUUCAUCCUUCCCAUGUAUCAGAUUCGCUUUCUUGGUUUCGACGGCCGGGGGUGCGCCACAAUCUGUAAGGCUCGGAGACGUUGUUGUCCAGAAUGGUUCCACAUGGUGGUGGGAGCAGGUGAGAGGAAGAAAUAUGAUACACCAGGGAAAUGAAUCAAAGGUUCCGUCGACUGUAUUGAGGGAGCUAAUCGACUUCCUAAAGCGCAAUGAGGUGUUAGAUGCCGCGGAGGCGCCACCUGAAUUUUUUCUCCCGCGGGGAAGAUAUGCAAAACCGCUGGACUCAGACGAUAGAGUCUUCCAGCCGGGUUACACCCAUGUGAGAGGUGCAGACUGCACGAGGUGUGGCCCAGAAAAGCUUAUUCAACGAGAAAACCGGCCACCGCGCCUACAUUAUGGUGGCAUCGCUGCCGGGCCUCGCCUGAUGGAUGCUAUGCUGCGUGACCAUAUACAUCAGACAACGCAAGCCAUCUGCUUCGCUACCGAACCUGGGAUAGCACAGGGCAAGUACCCUUGUGUGAUUGUUCAAGGGAUUGCUGACUACGCGGACUCACAUCCCAUCGAUGACAGGUGGAGGCUGUACGCAGUGGGCUCGGCCGCUCUAUUUGUAUCCCUGGUUCUAAAAGAACUGAGCGCUGCAGCAGUGGAGCAGAUGCCAACAGCACGGGACGCAGCGGCGGAUGAAGAGGCGGAUGAAACACAGCGCAGAAAUGAGCUGGAAUUUGUAUACUCCCCCGCGCGCUUGGGACAAACGGGAAGAUUUGGGUACUUCUGA